CGACUGGCUGCCUCUCACCUGGCCGCCAGCACACGCUACCCGCAGUAGCUGACACGAGGGCGAGAAUGGCUGCUGCUGCUACCGCCGCAUGACCGCCAUGCAGGACUGGAUCACCAGCGUCGACAAGAGGCCGCAGGACAGGACGGCCAGAGACAUCGAGGCGAUCACCUCCAAAAUGCGCGCUCUCGACGUUUUGGCCCGACUGCCCGUUAACGUUCUGCAGCAGCUCGCCUCCUGCGUCUACUACGAAGAUCUCGAAAAAGGAGUCACUCUUUUCCGACAAGGCGACAAGGGGUGCAAUUGGUACGCAGUGUUAUCCGGCUCACUGGACGUCAGAGUCAAGCAGGAAAACACCAGCAAGGGGAUUCAACAGGUCUCUAUCCGCCGCUUGUCGACGGGUUCUGUUUUUGGAGGAGAUAGCAUUGUGCUCGGUUUGGUCCGCGACUCGACUGUUGUGACGCAAGACGCGUGCGAAUUGCUCCGAGUUGAGAGCCACGAUUUCCAUUCUGCGUGGCAGCGCAACAAGGAGGUGCUCGGGGACCUCGUGACCUCGGCCACCGCGGCCCGUCUCAAGAAUGGCUAUGAGACGCCACCCCCUGGGGGAGGCACUCCGCAGCACAGGAAAUCGUUCGCAGCUUCCAGCCCCGCGGAAAGUCCCAAUCCAGCAUCUAGCUCUCAGCAGCCUCUUUCCGAGAAUGGCUCCCGAGCUGGUUGGGUGUUGCACACACUGUUGUUGGCGAGGGCACCAGGUCUGCUGAGGGAGAGGAAGUCGUCAACAGGACGUGUCCUUAGGAGAUGUGCUGCCGGCACCGACCUCGUCGAAUGGCUCAUGACCAUCGGCGUGCACAGUCGACAACAAGCUACCGCCAUGUGGCAGGUGCUGUUGGAAGAGGGAAUCAUCACGCACGUAUCUCGGGAGCAACCUUUCAAAGACAAAUUCUUGCUGUACCGAUUUUGGCAAGACGAUGAAAAUGGGUUGAGCAGCACCCCUUCGGAUGUCGAGGAGUCUCAAGCGCAGGCCGAGCUGAAGGACGCGCUCGCCUACUUAACGCAGAAGGCGCCAGACGCUAUGAUGCGCCUCAUAUUAAGGAAGCCGACUCACGAAAGGACCGUCGAAGACUUGGAAACCAUUUACGAGGAGUUGCUGCACAUCAAGGCACUUUCUCACCUGUCCAAUUCGGUCAAAAGGGAGCUUGCAUCCGUUAUUAUUUUCGAGUCGCACCAGAAAUCGGGCACUGUUUUGUUUCACCAAGGCGACGAAGGACACUCUUGGUACAUCAUAUUGAAGGGUUCAGUUAACGUGGUCAUCCACGGCAAAGGGGUGGUGACCACCCUGCAAGAAGGUGACGAUUUCGGCAAACUGGCGCUCAUCAACGAUGCUCCCCGAUCGGCCACAAUUGUGCUGCGUGAAAACAACUGCCACUUUCUGCGCGUUGACAAGGACAAUUUCAACCGUAUCCUGCGCGACGUCGAGGCGAACACUGUCCGGCUUAAAGAGCACGGCAGGGAUGUGCUUGUCCUCGAGAAGAUCUCCCCGGCCACUAAUGCAUUUUCACACUUCAAGUACACUGUGAUGGCUGGCACACCUCAAAAAAUGCUAGAGCAUUUGUUGGAAACAAGACUUGAUGGUAGAAUAGGACAAACAAGAGAAGAGGGACCAAGUGAUCCGUUCUUGGAUGACUUUUUACUCACGCAUAUUGUUUUUAUGCCUACGCACCAACUGGUCACCGAACUGGCUAGACAUUAUAGAAUUGACUCUCCCAGCCAAGACCGAGAGUUUUUAGUUGCAUGCAAGAGAAGAGUGGUCCACUAUGUGCACCGAUGGGUCACCACUAUACGACACCCCGUUUUCGAAGAGCCGAGUGCGUUUGCAUUCCUGGAGGAACUCUCUGGAGAGGUCAGCGACGAUAACGCGAGGUGGGAAAUGGAGGAUGAGAAUGCCAAAAUGACUCAAGUGAUGGACGAGUUGGCCCAGUGGAGCACGACCCAGAGCUCUCCCCAAAAGUGGAAACUUCCUCCAGGCGGUCAACCCAUCAGCGCGUUCGGCUCGGACGCGUUGAAAGAUCUCAGAAUGAAACCCCACGAUGACAUAAUUUUCCGAGUCUAUUGUGCCGACCACACUUAUUGCACUCUUCGAUUUCCUCUGAGCACAACCGCUGAUAUCAUCAAGGUCAGCGCUGCGGACAAAUUAGGAUUGAAACACGAUGAUCUCAUUUUAGUUGAAGUUAAAUCCUCAGGAGAGCGGGUGGUUUUCAAAGACACGGACGUAAGCAUCCCAACGGGUCUAAGUCUGAAUGGGAGAAUUUUUGUGUCCCCAAAGGAGCACCUUGAAGCACUGACUUGCCUUCCCGAUCAAGAGACUCCUACUGAGGGAUCUGUCGCAGACCUUGAACUUUACAGCACCAAAGAACUAGCCUAUCACAUGACACUGUUUGACUGGUCUUUAUUCUGCGCUGUGCACGAGUACGAAUUGAUUUAUCACACUUUCGGUCGGCACCACUUCCACAAGAUUACUUCCAAUCUAGACGUCUUCCUUCGAAGGUUUAACGAAAUACAAUUUUGGGUGGUCACCGAAAUCUGCUUGACCUCGAGUGUGAGUCGAAGGGUGCAGUUGGUGCGGAAAUUCAUCAAACUGGCAGCUUACUGCAAGGAAUACCAGAAUCUGAACGCCUUUUGUGCAAUUGUGAUGGGAUUGUCAAAUUUAGCCAUCAGCAGACUGUCACAAACGUGGGACAAAGUGCCAUCCAAGGCACGCAAGGCGUUCACAGAGUUUGAGGCGCUCAUCGAUCCGAGCAGAAACCACCGCUCCUAUCGAAUGGUCGUGGGCAAAAUGAGGGCCCCCGUCGUGCCCUUUAUGCCCCUGCUGUUAAAGGACAUGACAUUCACCCACGAGGGCAACAAAACCUGUCUAGACGGACUGGUCAACUUUGAGAAAAUGCACAUGCUUGCGCAAACUAUGAGGACCAUUCGGCACUGCAGAACAUCUCAGUCAGCAACCUUUGAGCCACCGUCGCCAAAAAAUGAAGCCGAAGUGAAGGCGUACAUUCGCUGUUUGAGGGUCAUCGAUAACCAAAGGGUUUUAACAAGUUUGUCUCACAAGUUGGAGCCUCGACGGUCCUAAAUCUGAGUUGUUGGCGUGAAUUUAGAAAAUGUGAAAAAUAUGCUUAAAUUUCCAAGUCUUUUAAAUCACAUCUUGAUGUGUUUUGAACACCAAUUAUUAAAUCUGGAUGUCUUAACGAUCAAAAGAAGUUUGGCUCUUUUUGCUGUACGAGAGAAUCAUCAAAAUAUAUACACACACAAUAUGAAGUGGAUCAAUAUCAAAAUAAUUAAACUGCAUCCCUCCUUCGGUGUUUAAAGAAAAAAAGUGUCAUGAUUGCAAUAACCUUUGUCGCAAUAGUUUUACUAUGCUGUUGCAAAAAUUCUUAUACAAAUUGUAAAUACUGAAUAUUUUAUAUGGUGUGCCUUUUGUAUUUAUAUCUAUUGUAAAUAAAAUAGAAUUCUCAAUUUAUGAACAUUAUAAUAAUAUUCCGAGCAAAGAGAAAACCAAAGAACAUUGUGUAAGCUGAAGUUAUUUAAAUUGUAACACAUUGUGUACGUUCAUAACUGUAUAUUGCAUAAUUAUACACCUUAAAAUCAAAAUUGAUAUUUGCGCUGGGAUUGAAGUUUUUUUUAACUUUAAAAUGCCUGAGAAUGUAAUGCUUAAAAAUUUUAUUUGAAAUCAACUACAUACAUACUUUUAGUCAGAAAGAGGGUGCACUGGUUUGUUACAGUACACAAGGCUGAUUGAAAAUCUAAUGUAGAAGUGGAAAAUUAUUGGAAAUAUGGGAACUUGACUUUAUUAAUGCUUACUCAAAUGUAUCACCAGCCUUUUCUCUGAGUGUCAUGAGCUUUCUUAACUUCUAAAACUAUUAUAUUGUGCACUGUUUUGACAAUCACUUCAAUCAACACUCGCUCCCUUUCAAAUGUGUGGCUAAUGAAUUGGUCAAUUCUUACAAAGUCCUGCUCGUCUUAACUUUAAGCGUGUCCAAUGUGAUCUUUGAUACAAAUGUUAUGCAUCUAUUUACACAUGCUUCGUAAUUAAAGACUUCGUCACUAAAAAAUUGUCGUAUGUACACUUUGUUCCUUGUUAUAAUCACGUAUUUUGAGUGUGUGUGCCUGCUGCUAUUUUAUACAUAUUUGAAUGUUCUUCACACUGCACACAAUUUUCUAAACCAUCAAAGAGCAAAUAAAUUUGUCAUCCAUAUACACUUUA
Molecule: messenger RNA, 4252 nt
Organism: Neocloeon triangulifer
Lineage: Eukaryota; Metazoa; Arthropoda; Insecta; Ephemeroptera; Baetidae
Gene: Epac
Product: rap guanine nucleotide exchange factor 4
Exons: 19
Coding region: 89-3121 (1010 amino acids)
Biological process (GO): positive regulation of GTPase activity; Ras protein signal transduction
Cellular component (GO): plasma membrane
Molecular function (GO): guanyl-nucleotide exchange factor activity
Source: RefSeq, a predicted model, not a curated record